AUGCGUCGUGGCGCAACUGAACAAGCCUUUUAUAAGGCAUUAUCCAGAAUCUCUAGUGCUAUCAAAAGCCUAAUAAUUGAUCUUGGGAAGAAUUACAAAGGUGCGAAAGCCGUCAUCAAGGAGUUGGCUCUUCCUGACAAUCGCGUUUAUGAAGUGGGUAAUUCCGGCACGGAGGGGGUGGACGAAGAAGAAGUUGCGACGGUGAAGGGGAAAGACGAGGACCAUAGCGGAAGUGAUGCCACCACUGCCGUGAUGAAGCAGGGCGAGGGGCCUAGUGCUAGCAAUUCCACCAAAGAAUGGGAUUAUGACGAGCAAGAAGAAACAGAGCCUCCUCCGGAAGAAGCAGUAGAGGCCUAUCCGGAUGUGAAGAACACCAAACAGAAGCCAUGUUCUAUGAACCAUUUGAUGUAUGUGGAGAAAAACGAGAAAGCAGGAUGUGCCGGAGCAUUGAACUUUGCAUACGAAGUGUGUCACAGCUUUUUCGAUUGUAUGAAACAAGCCCGAAGCUUCAUAUCCACAAUGCGAACCUAUCAUCUGCUCACAGUUCAAUGA
Messenger RNA from Cooperia oncophora, 552 nucleotides. The record is from the annotation of a GenBank genome assembly. Lineage: Eukaryota; Metazoa; Nematoda; Chromadorea; Rhabditida; Trichostrongylidae.